Suhomyces tanzawaensis NRRL Y-17324 is the source of this 2028-nucleotide messenger RNA. It is a transcript of the gene TPO4, whose product is annotated as Tpo4p. The transcript has a single exon. Bases 1 to 2028 code for a protein of 675 amino acids. Gene Ontology annotation, cellular component: membrane. The record is from RefSeq and is a predicted model, not a curated record. NCBI's taxonomy places the organism in Eukaryota, Fungi, Ascomycota, Pichiomycetes, Serinales, Debaryomycetaceae. Gene Ontology annotation, biological process: spermidine transport; spermine transport; transmembrane transport. Gene Ontology annotation, molecular function: spermidine transmembrane transporter activity; spermine transmembrane transporter activity.
AUGGUUUUGUUUGGAGCCUCCAAAGAAGAAGAAGAUCAGCUCCGUGCGGCUGCCAACGUCCAGCAACAGCCUGGCGUUGAACACAGACAGUCUUACUCGUCAGCCAACAUCUCUGCAUACGAAACUGCCGACGACAUGGUGUCGGAGCCAGAGGAGUACCCUAAUCCUGAGCACCGCACCAGCACAGGCCCACAGCAUGCCAGCGACCACCCCCACGACGCUGAGCUCGACGACGCUACCAUCAAUGGCGGUGCUCCCUCAUCCAAGUACAAGGACGCAGCCAACUCUGCUGACUCGAGUGUGCACGAAGACCCUGAACCCUACAACGUGGACUCCGACAUGGACGAAAACGCGUUGAACCGUCGCUACACUCUCGAGAGAAUCUCAUCUCGCAGAACCGUCGAGGACGUCGCUGCCGAGGACCUUCUCAAGACCAUCUCUGGUCACAACACCCAUGCAUCCACCCCAGAAAACGAAAAGUCCAUCGACUUGGCUGCGUUGGACUGGGACGACCCUUCUGACCCUGCCAACCCUCAGAACUGGGCUCCCUGGAAGAAGUGGGCCAUCACUUUCACGGUGGCUCUCGUGUGCUUGACAUGUUCGUUGGGCUCUUCGCUCUACGUCAGUGGUACACCUCAAUUAAUGCUCAGAUUCGGAGCCUCGCAAGAAUUGGUCAUCUCUGGUUUGACCUUCUACAUCUUGGGUUUGGCUCUUGGACCACUCAUGACCUCGCCCUUGUCGGAAAUCAUUGGACGUAGAUGGAUCUACGUGUUCUCGCUUCCUAUUGGUAUGUUGUUCACCAUGGGAAUUGGCUUGUCCAAAAACAUUCACACCAUCUUGGUGCUCAGAUUCUUCGCAGGUUACUUCUGUAGCCCUGCACUUUCUGUUGCUGGUGGUACUGUGUCAGAUCUCUGGGCCAACUCGCCUUCCGAUAUGUCGUUUGCCAUUGCUCUCUUCUGCUUGGCCCCAUUUUUGGGUCCUGUUGUUGGUCCUAUCAUCGGUAAUUUCGCAGCCGAGCACAAGGGCUGGAAAUGGGCUGCUGCAUGGGUUCCACUCAUGUUCUCUGGUGCCAUCUUGCCCUUCAUCGCUGCUGCUCCAGAAACCUACAAGCCCACAAUCUUGUCUUCCAGAGCUGCCAAGAGAGGUCAGACCAUCAAUAGACCUCCCAUGACCGGUAAGGCCAUCAAGGAAAUGGCCAAGUACGUUUUGUUACGUCCUUUGGAAAUGUUGAUUUUGGAACCAAUCGUGUUGGUUAUGUCCGUUUACAUCGCUUUCGUUUUUGCCGUUUUGUUCGGUUUCUUCGAGGCCUUCCCUAUCAUCUUCAACGGUGUUUACCACAUGAAGCAGGGUGUCUCUGGUCUUCCCUUCAUCGGUGUUGGUUUGGGUUUGGUCAGCGGUGUUUUCUUCUACGUUCUCAUGGACAAGUUCUACUACUUCAAGAAGAACCCAGACGGAACCAGAGGUAACUUCGACGAAAACGGAAACAUGAUCUGGGAUCCACCUGAGAAGAAGUUGUUGAUUGGUAAGAUCGGUGCCGUCUGUUUACCAAUCUCUCUUUUCUGGUUGGGAUGGACCGGCAGAAAGGAAGUCCACUGGAUGUCCGCCACUGCUUCUGGUUUCCCAUUCGGUUUCGGUUUGAUCUUGGUUUUCUUGUCCGUGUUGUUGUACUUCUCCAUGGCUUUCCCACCAAAGUCGGUGGCCUCCGCCAUUGCCGCCAACAACCUUUUGCGUUACAUCAUGGCUUCUGUGUUCCCAUUGUUCACUGUCCAAAUGUACCACAAGUUGCAUAUUGACUGGGCCUCGUCCUUGUUCGGAUUCAUUGCUCUUGCUAUGGUUCCUGUUCCUUUCGUGUUCGAAAAGUUCGGCCCACGUUUCAGAGCCAGAUCCCGUUUCGGUUACGCUGCUUACUUCAAGCAGUUGGCUGCUGAAAAGGCCCAAAAAGAAGCUGCUGCUGCUGGUUCCGCCCCAGAAGCUGACAGUGACGAUACCAACGAAAAGCCAGAAGAAGUUGUCUCCAACUCCGUCUGA